This is a messenger RNA of Closterium sp. Yama58-4, 3501 nucleotides long. The record is from the annotation of a GenBank genome assembly. Lineage: Eukaryota; Viridiplantae; Streptophyta; Zygnematophyceae; Desmidiales; Closteriaceae.
AUGCACGCCAUCCUGUUACUGAACCUAGUGCACUCUCCCCGUUCCCUUCCCCUCCCCCUACCCCUCCCCCUUCCCCUUCCCCUUCCCCUUCCCCUUCCCCUUCCCCUUCCCCCUCCCCCUGGCCCAUGGGCAGUUGGAGGCGGUGCAGGGAGUGGGGAAGAGCAAGGUGGGACCUCCUUCUUUCUCGCCCUUGACCCCACAGACCUCACUGUCGACCUGCUCGAGAAGCACCUCCUUGCAGCUGAGACUAGCAUAGUCGCUGUAGGUGCUUCUCGUGGCACUCCUCGCACUCCCUUCUUUGAGGGGUGUUCCCCCUCCCCCCUUGCCCCCUCUGUCGCUUCUGCUGCUGCUGUUGACUUCCUUCGUGCUGAGGAGGUCGGGGCUGCGUCUGCUCCUAGUGGGAGGCGCCGCAACGGCAAGGGCAAGGGAGGCAAGAGUGGUGGAGGUGGCAGCGGUGGAGGCGGUGGUGGAGGUGGUGGUGGCGGUGGGGGUGGCGGUGGGAGUGGUGGUGGGAGUGGAGGCGUCGGUGGCGGCGGUGGUGGCGGUGGGAGUGGUGGUGGGAGUGGAGGCGUCGGUGACGGCGGUGGUGGUGGUGGUGGUGGCGGCGGUGGUGGCGGCAGUGGGAGUGGUGGCGGCAACAGUGGUGACGGUCGUGGUGGAGCCCAUGGGGCGCCUGGGGGUAGUGUUCGCUACCCGUACGUCAUUCUCACAAGUGAUCAGGCUGGUCAGCCAUGCGAGAAGGUUGGUCAUACACAGUACCGCUGCUUCUCCCAUCUUGGCGACGCCUGGCGCGCAGAGUUUGGCGACGAGGCUGAGCUCCCCCGCUGGUUAGAGCUGCUUAGGAACGAUGUCGAUAUCUUUGCUCUUGACUAUGAUGCUAUCUUUGCUGCCAUGUAUACUUUAACUGUCAGUGUGAUGAAGAACCGCUGGGUGCCGCUGAUGUGCCGCUUGACACAGGCCGGUAUAGAGGCUGCUGCUCUAGGUGCUAGUGCAUCUGCUCUCUCUGGUACUGCGCCUGCUAAGGCCUUGCACACCUUCAUGCUUGACUCAGUUCUUGCACGCUCCUCCACUGUUCUCCCGUGUCCGGCGGUUCCGUCUGGCUCACUGUCAGGUCUUCACCUCCCCUCGUUCUCUACGAACUUGGUGAGUACCGCUGCCCUCCAGGAUGCGAUGGUCACUACUGGCACUUCUGGGGGUCAUCGUGUGGCGAUUUGCACGUGUACACGGACGGGCCGUCACCUGGCCACGUUCACACGUCGGCCUGGGUCGACUUUGUACACACUGACUACUGAGCCUACUCCGGUGGCUGUGUCAGGUCAGGUGUCCGCGUCAGGUCAGGUAGCAGCCCCCAGUUCGUGUCGCCUCCGCACGCACCUGACUCUCCUUUCGCAUCACCGCCUUGGUCACCCCUCCCUGCCACGCCUCCUUGGCAAGCAAUCUCGCUUCCUUGUCUCUGGUCUUCCCAGGUCUCUGCCUCCCCUCCCGUCCUCGCCUGCCCUGUUCUGCCUUCCUUGCGUCGAGGGGCGGCAGCGCGCCGCUCCUCACUCCUCCUCGUUUCCCCCGACGACUGCUCCCCUGCAGACUCUCCAUAUGGACGUGUGGGGCCCCGUCCGCGUCCGUGGACAUGACCGCGAGCGAUACUUCCUGCUAGUUGUUGAUGACUACUGUCGAUACACCACGGUCUUCCCCAUGCGCAGUAAGGGGGAGGUCCCUUAUGUCUUUAUCCCUUGGAUCCACGCUGUUCGUCUCCAGCUUCGCGAGCAGUUCCGUCAGGACCUUCCUGUCCUGCGUUUGCACUCUGACAGGGGUGGUGAGUUCUCCUCCGACCUCCUGUGGGACUUUUGUCGUGGAGAGGGUUUUCUCAAGUCGUUCACGCUUCCGGCCUCCCCACAGCAGAAUGGGAUUGCUGAGCGCCGCAUUGGCUUAGUCAUGGAGGUGGCUCAUACCUCCAUGAUCCAUGCAGCUGCUCCCCAAUUUCUGUGGCCGUUUACGGUCUGGUACGUUGCACAUCAGCUCAACCUCUGGCCCCGUGUCUCCUUGCCGGAGACCUCGCCUACACUGCGUUGGAUGGGGGAGGUUGGCGAUGUGCCGCUCUUCCUCGCUCCUGGUCCCCCUCCGGUAGACCCCCUCCCCUUCAAGGUCCUGCUCUUUCAGCUGAGGGGGGGUGAUGUUGCUGCUGACGACGCGGCGGCCCCUGGCCACUCACCACGCUUGGAGACCCCUCCGGGUUUUCUACCUCAACCGUCUUCGCCGCCUCUGCGGCCUGUUGCUGUCGACUCUGGUGCUCUUGGGGGUGGUGUUCCUAGAGGUGCUGAGUCUGGGGGUGCUGAGCCUGAGGGUGCGGAGCCUGGGGGUGCUGAGCCUGAGGGUGCGGAGCCUGGGGGUGCUGAGCCUGAGAGUGCGGAGCCUGGGGGUGCUGAGCCUUGGAUUGCGGAGCCUAGGUGUGCUGAGCCUAGGAGUGUCGAGCCCAUAGGCAUCGUUGCUGUAGGCACCUCUCGUGGCGACCCUCGCACCCCGUUCUUUGAGGGGUGUUCCCCUUCCCCCCUCCUCCCCUCUGUCGCCUCUGCUGCUGCUGUCGACCUCCUCGGUGCUGAGAAGGUCGGGACCGCGUCUGCUUCGAGCGGGCGCCGCAGGAACAAGGGGGGCAGGGGUGGGGGUGGCGGCGGAGGAGGUGGGGGUGGAGGCGGUGGGAGUGGAGGCGCGGCUGAGGAGGCCAGUGGCGGCAGUGGGGGAGGAGACAGCAGCGGCGGGAGUGGUGGCAGGGGCGGAGGCGGCAGCGGGGGCGGAGGUGGUCGUGGUGGCGGCAGGGGUGGAGGUGGCCGGGGCGGAGGCGGUGGGGGUGGUGGUCGUGGAGGCACUAGCGGAGGGCAGAGUCAGCAGCCCGCCCCGACGCUUCAGGCCGCCCGUGAGUGGUAUGCGCAGCGUGGCUUUACCUGCACGUACGUUAUUCGCACAGGUGACCGCAGCGGCCAGCAGUGUGGGAGGCCGCACCCCACGCAGCGCUGCUUCGCGCGCCUUAACGACGCGUGGCGCACCCAGUUUCCUACUGCCACUGAGCUGCCGCGCUGGGCUGAGCUGGAAAAGAGGGGUGUUGAUAUUUGGGCUCUAGACUUUGAUGCUAUUCUCACUGCCAUGUAUGCGAUGUCUAUUAGUGGAGAGGGUGCUCAGUACUUGCGUGUUCCGCCCGACCCGGGCAUUCAGGCCAGUCCGGCUGCCGCUCUAGGUGCUAGUGCGUCCGCUCCCACAGGUCCUGGUGAGGCUGCUGCCCUAGGUGCUAGUGCGUCUGUGCCCCCUGGUACUGAGUCGACUGCAGCACUGCACACCUUCACACUGGACUCCGGUGCUUCUCGCUCUUUCUUUCGUGACUGCACUGUCCUUGAGCCACUCGCUCGGCCAGUUGCGGUCUCCCUUGCUGACCCCUCUGGGGGUCCGGUCAUUGCCACCUCCUCCACUGUCAGGUCUCUACCUCCCCUCGUUCUCUACGAACUUGGUGGCAGGUAG